Messenger RNA from Lindgomyces ingoldianus, 1251 nucleotides. RefSeq lists its product as uncharacterized. Lineage: Eukaryota; Fungi; Ascomycota; Dothideomycetes; Pleosporales; Lindgomycetaceae. The record is from RefSeq and is a predicted model, not a curated record. The transcript is spliced from 13 exons. The coding region runs from base 1 to 1251 and encodes 416 amino acids.
AUGAGAGCACCUGUUUCGUGCAAGCAUUUCGACAAGAGGUUCGUUGAUCAUUUUAUUUAUGUGAAGAUAGUACUUGAGCCUAUAUACAAAGGAGUAGUCAAUAGAUGGGCGGAAUGGCAGGUUAUCAAUGAAAGGCUCGGCAAGCCCUCAAAAGCUCCCCAGGAAAGCCAACCAUCGACCGAGAUCAUGAUUAGUGGUGCACUUCAGGACACCAUUAGAGUUAAACCAGGCUUGAUGCACUGUCAAUCAAUUGCGAUGAUAAGGGAGUUGAGUAGAUGCUUCCACUGCACAACGUGUCCGACAUUUAUGCACAAAGUAAUCAACCGACAGAUCCUUGAUCUUUACAGUAUAGCCGCUACGGCAUUAACUGCUGACAGAAGAGGCGACAUUCUGCGAGACGAGGUGUUACCCAGAGCAGACGCACAAGAUGCUGUCGGCAGCGACCUAUUGACAGCUUCUUUGCAACUUCUGACAUCUGAGCUUUAUUUCAAGUCCUCCUACAUAUCUCGGUCUCCAUCUUAUCUACUACAAUUUAUUCCAGCUUUGUCAUAUUGGGGGGGUAUUGACGAAACCAUCACACUUCCUACAAUCCCGAAAUGGGUGACACUCUUAAAAGUACCCAGAGCAGCGAAUAGAUUUUUAAUUCCUUUAUCAAUACUCCAAUCACCUAUAUGUGACAUGAGCGAUCUCUGGCCAGACAGCGAACUCGAAAGCCUUGGUAUGACACACACAAAGAGCCGCCACUAUACUCAAGCCAACACCCCUGAGCAUCUUCAGCUGGAGCAAAAACUCUCGCUGGCAUGUACAAAGCCCACGCCCAUUAUCGUCCAGAAGACGUCCUCCCGAGUCAUCCUAGUAGGCUGGUACACUCUUGACGACUACGCAAACCCGCUCAACUGGGUGUCAUGGAGAGAUUUGGCGUUAAUUCCCAUAAUAGGUCCCAAUCCCCUCUACAUUCUCACUUUUAUCAUAUUCCUCGUUUUGUCGUUUCCUAAAGCACUAGUCGAGAGCUUUGGCGGACUACAGACCUUACGAUUCUUCUCGCUUAUGAAAGCUCUCCACCAUUUAUUUCAAAUCCAACGCCUUAUAGAUAUCUCAAAUGAAACCCAGCGCGCUAGUUUCAAGGCCAUCGCCAUCAGAGCCGGCAUUCUCGGUAUCCCUGCAGCCAGCGUAACUCAAACUACUGCAUCAGAGAGGUGUUUGAGCAAGCGUAGGGAUAUUCUGAAGCGGGUACCUUAUUGUACAUGCUGA